Paramecium pentaurelia is the source of this 363-nucleotide messenger RNA. NCBI's taxonomy places the organism in Eukaryota, Ciliophora, Oligohymenophorea, Peniculida, Parameciidae. The record is from the annotation of a GenBank genome assembly.
AUGAUGAUUAUUUAAGUUGCAAAAAUAUUGUUAAAAUUGAAUAUAUGGGAUCAACAUGUAAAUGUCCAUUAGGAUUAUUUUUUAAGGCAGCAACAAAUUCAUGCUUCUUAUGUUAUUCAUCAUGGUAAAACUUUUUUCAAGUAACUGUUGAUAGCUUUGUAAGUUGUGAAACAUCUUUAAAUAGAAUAUUAAAAGGAUUAUAAUGUGUAUGUGCAGUUGGUUAUUAUGAAUAUAAAUAGUAUAAGUAUAAGUAUUUAAAUUAUUAUUCUGUUACAGAAGAUAUUUUGUUAAGUACAUGUUAUAAAUUAUGUACUAAUAAUGAAUAAUUAUGGCAUAAUUCAUAUUCAAAGCUAGAUGAUUUGA